This is a messenger RNA of Drosophila arizonae, 6413 nucleotides long. RefSeq names its product Mucin related 89F (gene Mur89F). The record is from RefSeq and is a predicted model, not a curated record. Gene Ontology annotation, molecular function: chitin binding. NCBI's taxonomy places the organism in Eukaryota, Metazoa, Arthropoda, Insecta, Diptera, Drosophilidae. Gene Ontology annotation, cellular component: extracellular region.
GCCGCCUCCUUGCCCCCUUGCCACGCCCCUAUUGCCAGGAAACUGUUUUGUUGUUGUGACAUUUUGGCAACAUAAAACGCAAUGGCGCCAAAGAUGACGCCAUUCUUGCAGCUCGACAAAAUGGCGACGAGGACGACGACGACGGAAAUACGCUGGCUCUGCCGAUUGCUGCUGCUGGGGGCUUGCAUUGGCGCCGCCAUAGCUCGAGACAUUCCAUCUUCGUCAGCCCGCGGACGCAGUGGCCCCGAUGAUGUUGCCUUCUAUUGCCCGGAGGAGGGCCUGUUUCCCGAUGACUACGACUGCCGCAUCUACUACCGCUGCGAGAAGCGUUCCGAGCAUUACAUCAAACCGUACAUGUUCGCCUGCAAGGAGGGCACUGUCUUCUCGCGCACCCUCCAACUGUGUCUGCCUCCGAUGCUGGCCGGACGCGGAGAGUGCGAGCCGUACAUGAACGAAAUCGAUGUCGGCGAUGAGACAGACAGCCAGCUGCCAUUUGAUGGGCUCGUCAAUAACCAGAAUGGACAUAAUGCGAUGCUUAAUAGCGCCGUAACACCCGCCGCCGCCCUGGAGCUGCACACCUAUGCUACUGCAAAUCAGUUGCCCACAAAUUAUGGACUGACAGGCCUGAGUGGUGUUUCAGUCAUAUCCUUUUCGAGCUCAUCAUCUUUGCGCUCGGCCGCUGAGGAGGAGGGCGUGUCGUGCGAGGAUGAUGGAUUUAUGAGUGAUCCCAUUGACUGCACCGUGUUCUAUCGCUGCAUCUCGAAUGGGCGCGGCUAUAAUAAAAUUGGUUUUCGUUGCUCGGACGGAACUGCCUGGGAUGAGUCUCUGCAGUCCUGCAACCAUAUAGUCAAAGUUCGUGCCAAUGGCGGCUGCCGCAACCAGGCCGAUCCUCUCAGCGAUGAGCAAACCUCGACACAGUCAUCCCACUCGAGCUAUCAGAAUACCACCUCAUCGUCAUCUUCGUCCAGCAGUCAACAAAGUUCUUCGACAAACUCUUCAAUGUCGUCGUCGUCUAAUAGCUCGAGCUCUUCCAACAGCUCCUCGAAUCAAUCAAGCUCAAACUCCAACCAGGAGUCAUCCACGGCGAGCAGCAACCAACAAUCGUCGAGCAGCAAUCAGUCUUCCAGCAGCACAGAAAGUUGGAGUAGUAGUACUCAACAAGCCAGCUCGGGUUCUUCGAAUCAAAGCUCUGGAAGCAACCAAUCUUCUAGUAAUAACCAGAACUCUGGCAGCAACCAGUCUUCAAGCAGCAACCAGAACGCGAACAACAGUCAAAAUUCCAGCAGUCAAGGCUCCAACAAUAACGAAAAUCAAAGCUCUAACAGUAACCAGUCUGCCAGCAACAAUCAGAGCAACCAGAGCAACCAGAGCUCAUCGAACAAUCAGUCGAGCAGCGGCUCCAGCAACCAAACCAAUCAGACAAACCAGCCUGCAUCAAGCGAAUGCGAAGACGAGAACACCUACAUACCUGAUAAAAUGGAUUGCGCCAAGUUCUACAGAUGUCGCAAGGAUAUUGAUGGCAAUUUGGAAGUGGUGCCAUUUACAUGUGGUCCUGGCACUGUUUGGGGUCAAGAGGAGAAAGUUUGCGUCCUACCUAGCGAAGAUCAAAAGAAACAAUGCAACAUACAAUCUGGCUCCUCCAGCAGCGGAAAUGGUCAAGGUGGCAACAACACUUCCAGCCAACAAUCCAACGGAAACAAUCAAUCAAGCAGUUCUAGUUCCGGCUCAAACAAUAGUAACAGCAACAAUCAAUCUAGCAUCCAGCAAGGAUCAUCGUCAAACAGCAAUCAGCAAGGUUCCUCGAGCAGCAAUCAAGGCUCAUCCUCAUCAUCAAACUCCAGCAAUCAGUCUUCCAAUCAGAGCAGCAAUCAAAGCUCUUCAUCUUCUUCGAACUCUGGCAAUCAAUCGACCACAUCCAACUCCUCUGUAGCACAAAACUCCACAAGUUCUUCGAACUCGACAACAAGUAAACCCUCAAAUCCUGACGGCCAGUGCGAGCACUCGGAAACAUAUUUGCCUGACAAAAAUGACUGUGCGCGCUUCUAUCGCUGCGUCGAUAAUGGAAAUGGUGGAUUUGAUAAGGUUGCUUUCGAUUGUGCACCAGGCACUGUUUGGGAUCCCGAAUCAAAGGGCUGCAACCAUCCAACUGAUGUACAGAAGGAAGAAUGCAAAGCUAUGGCUAGUGGUGCAGGAAGUGCAUCAAAUCAAGGCUCGUCUUCCAAUCAGGGAUCGGCGUCCAAUCAGGGAUCAUCCUCCAAUCAAAGCUCUUCAUCUAAUCAAGGAUCGUCGUCCAAUCAGGGAUCAUCCUCUAGUCAAAGCUCCUCAUCAAAUCAAGGCUCGUCUUCCAAUCAAGAAUCAUCCUCCAAUCAAGGAUCAUCUUCUAAUCAAGGCUCUUCAUCUAAUCAAGGAUCGUCCUCUAAUGAGGGCUCAUCUUCCAAUCAAGGAUCCUCCUCCUCUUCUAAUCAGGGAUCAUCAUCAAAUCAAAGCUCAUCUUCCAAUCAGGGAUCAUCAUCAAAUCAAAGCUCAUCUUCCAAUCAGGGAUCUUCUUCAAAUCAAGGAUCAUCUUCCAAUCAGGGAUCUUCAUCAAAUCAAAGUUCAUCUUCUAAUCAAGGAUCGUCAUCAAAUCAAGGCUCAUCCUCUAAUCAAGAAUCAUCUUCUUCUCAAAGUUCUUCCUCUAAUCAAGAAUCGUCCUCUAACCAAGGCUCAUCUUCUAAUCAGGGAUCAUCUUCCAAUCAAGGGUCAUCCUCUAAUCAAAGCUCGUCUUCUAACCAGGGAUCAUCCUCUAAUCAAGGGUCGUCUUCCAAUCAAGGAUCUUCAUCAAAUCAAGGGUCAUCCUCCAAUCAAGGAUCGUCCUCUAAUCAAGGAUCAUCCUCCAAUCAAGGAUCAUCCUCCAAUCAAGGGUCGUCAUCUAACCAAGGAUCGUCCUCUAAUCAAGGAUCUUCAUCAAAUCAAGGGUCAUCAUCUAACCAAGGAUCAUCCUCGAAUCAAGGUUCUUCCUCAAAUCAAGGAUCAUCUUCCAACCAAGGAUCGUCUUCGAAUCAAGGAUCAUCUUCCAAUCAAGGAUCAUCCUCUAAUCAAGGUUCGUCAUCCAACCAAGGCUCGUCAUCAAAUCAAGGUUCUUCUAAUCAAGAAUCUUCUUCGAAUCAAGGAUCAUCCAACCAGGAACCAACCACAACAACAACGCAGAAGCCAUUCAAGCCAGCAGAGAAAUGUGAGAGUGAGGAAACAUUCUUAGACGAUAAGGAAAACUGUUCGAAAUUCUAUCGUUGCGUUGACAACGGAAAGGGUGGAUUUAUGAAAGUGUCAUUUACUUGCCCACCAAAUACCCUUUGGCACCCCGAGGCCAACAGCUGCAACCAUCCAUCGCAGAUUGACAUGCAGAGCCUUAAAUGCAAGCGGGUCAUCAAUAGCAGCAAUAACCAAUCUUCUACAUCAUCGUCUUCAAGCAGUAGCUCCACAGAGCAAACGACAUCUACAAGCUCUCAAUCUGGCAACAAUAUCAGUUCCACAACAUCAAGCUCGAGUAGCUCUAGCUCCACCCCGUCGCCGAAACCAUCUGGUAAUUGUAAUGUUAAUGGCCAAUUUCUAGGCGAUGAUAAAGACUGUUCCAAGUUCUAUCGCUGUGUGGACAAUGAUAGAGGUGGUUUCUAUACGGUGGCCUUUUCGUGUCCACCCGGGACUGUAUGGGAUGCCCAGAUAGAAGCUUGUAAUCAUGCCUGGGCCGUCAAAGAUAAAAACUGUGGCAGUAGCGCCACUACUCAACGGCCAAUCGGAACAUCUACCACACCUAAUCAGGGCUCAUCGCAAUCCCCAAGCACAACACCAUCCACUAUAAAGCCGACAACACAGAAACCAACCCAAAAACCAACCCAAAAACCAACACAAAAACCAAUAGAAAAACCGAUCACUACAACGGGAAAACCCUCAACCCAAAAACCAACUACCCAAAGGCCUGUUACACAAAAGCCAACCAGCUCAACUCAAAAUGUAAAAUGUACAACUGAGGGUUUCAUUGGUGAUCCAGACAACUGUGCGAAAUUCUAUCGUUGCAUCAGCAAUGGCAAGGGCGGCUUUAGCCAGGUGGCGUUCCAUUGUGCGGCGGGCACAGUUUGGGACCAGGACCUACAAACCUGCAAUCACGAUCUGAAUAUGUGCAAUCCAAAGCCCGAAGAUGGUGCUACAACUGAGUCCGAUAAGGGUCCGUGUGACAAUACCACGGAAGGUCCAACAUCAACACCAAUCAAUACUACAAAUCGUCCAACUGAGCCAGCCACAGAAUCAACAACGGAUAGACAGACCACAACUAACCAACCGACAACUAACCAACCCACAACCAACCAGCCCACAAGUACUCCAGCUGAGCCAACAACAACAUAUCAACCUCCAACGACUUUAUGGACUACGACAACAACGAGACCAACCUCAACUGAAAGUCAGCCCACAACAUCGUGGACCACUUCCACGCAACCGCCAACAACAACGAUAUUUCCGGAAACUACAACCCAGGUGCCUAAUUUGCCACCUGGUACCGAGUGUAAAGGCGAAGGCUUCAUGCCUGAUCCUAACAACUGCCGAAAGUUUUACAGGUGUCUGAAAACAGGCGACUCCUACACGAAGCACGAAUUUAUGUGCGCCAAGAACACUGCUUGGAAUGCAGAUAUCCAAACCUGUGAUCAUGCGCAGAAUGUUCCGAGCUGUGCAGGUCAAACUGAACCUCCAACAGAUACAACAACAAAUCCAACCGUCACCACAAGCGAAAUUACUACUAAUCCUCCAACGAAACCUACAACAGAGCCACCAACAAAGCCAACAACUGAACCACCAACAAAGCCAACAACGGAACCACCAACAAAGCCAACAACAGAACCGCCAACGAAACCAACAACAGAACCACCAACCGAAACACCAACAAAGCCGACAACAGAAAUAGUUACGAAACCAACAGAUUCUCCAACGAAACCAACUGGGCCACCAACAACGCCCACAGAUUACACGGAGAAGCCAACGGAUACCCCAACGAAGCCCACCGACUAUACAACCACAGAAAUGUAUCCAGAGACAACUGUAUCAAUUCCAGGCUACCCUCCAACUACUACUCAGGCUCCGGCAAUGAACUUCACGUGUCCUGCUGAAGGCUUCCACGCUGAUCCAGAGGACUGCAGCAUUUACUAUCGCUGUACCAAGAACAAGAAUACCUAUCAAGUAUAUAAGUUCCGUUGUCCGAAGGGCACGGUCUGGGACACAUCCCUGGACACAUGUAACUACGCCGAUCAGGUGUCUGGUAAUUGCUCCUCAGGCAGCACGACUUCAACAACAAAACCGAGUGAAACGACACCAUGGACAGAUAUGACAACCACCACCAUGGUGCCAGAGACAACAAGUAAGCCAGAGACUACCACAGGUGGACCAGUUGGCACAACAACUACAAGUAAGCCAGUGGAUACCACUACAACUAGGCCAGUGGAUACAACAACAAAUAAGCCGGAGGAUACAACUACAACUAGGCCAGUGGAUACAACAACAAAUAAGCCGGAGGAUACAACUACAACUAAGCCAACGGAUACAACUACAACUAAGCCAACGGAUACAACUACUACAAGUAGGCCAGUGGAGACAACCACCGAACAGCAAGAAAAACCAAAGCCUGAGGUAUCCAAUAAUUCAAGUGCUCCCUGCCCAACAACCACUGAGGAGCAAAGUAUGUUUGUCUGCCCGUCCGGCUUCCGUCGACAUUCCAAGCAAUGCGGUGUAUUCUACCAGUGCAAUGAGAACUCGGAGUCGAAUCUGAAUAUUGUAUUGUUCCAAUGUCCCAAUGGCACCGUCUAUCAGGAGGCAUCAUGUCGCUGUGGCAAGCCAGAACCCAAUGACACCUGUUUCAUCAAGGGAUCGUCUCGUACCCAGCUGUUUGAUGAGGCAGCGGAACCACUAAACAUGGUGCCGAUUCAUUCGACAGAGCCUCUUUGUCCGGAGGAGGGACACUUUGCACUGAACCAAGAUGAAUGCAGCCAAGUCUUCGUGAAGUGCGGCUACUCGCAGCAAACAGGCCGCAUCGAGGGACAAAUAUAUCGCUGCCCGCAAGGCUUCGCCUAUUGGAAUGUGAGCCGUCGCUGCGAGCCAGCUAGAAAGCUGAGCAGCUGCAAUCCAGCCUCAUACAACGUGGGCAACAGUGUGCCUCUGGAGUGGGUCAACAUCGGCCACAGACGUCGCAAUCUGCGCAUCUAAAACAUACACAUACAUUUUAAUAAAUCAAUAGCAUUAAUUUAGAAAUUGUAAAAGGCAAUCGCAAUUGUUUGCUCCGCACGCUCCCCGAUCCGGGGCAGCUUGCGCAGCAAAUGACGAGCCAAAAGACUAGCUUAGGUUUUAGUGCAAUACCAAUAAGUUUCACAAGGGUUAACAAUAUCAUUUUCUGGUGA